Molecule: messenger RNA, 876 nt
Organism: Symbiodinium natans
Lineage: Eukaryota; Dinophyceae; Suessiales; Symbiodiniaceae
Source: the annotation of a GenBank genome assembly
AUGAAGGUUCUCAUAGCAAACAGGGUUCGGGUUUCCAAAUCCGUCUUCAUGAACGAUGCCAGCGACUGGUCUGAUGGCUCCGACUUCCCUGAUGCUCCACCAGUGGAGUUGAGGGAGGUGGCCGUGGACGAUGAGAGCGCAGGUCUGGGGAUGUUUGCAACUCAGAACAUCAAGACAGGCGAGCACAUCUUGUACGAGGAUCCUUUCCACGAGCAAGUGGCAAACUACUCCUUCUGCCGGCCGGAGAUGCAGAUCGACCCGGAGGCUCAGAGCCUGCAGGAGGAAAUGGAGAGGUUCGCACGCAAGUACAGCCACCUCCCACAUGGACACCCCGACAAGUACCCACCGGAGGCACGGGCGGUCAUGGAUCGGUUGAUCGACAAGGGGACGCUCUUCACCUACGAGCAGAUGUCGCAAACGGCGAGGGCCAAGUUCAGAGCACUCGCAGAUUGCCUCGGAAGGAUCCUGCCAAAUAAUCCGGUGAUCAUCACGGGCCUGACCUCGGAAGCUGGCAUUCAACUGAAUGGGCUCAGCGGAAUUGCUCGUGACUUCGAUGGACAGAGAUGGGCUGUCAUCUUGCCCCAGCUUGGUGGCAAGAAGAUCAAGCCAGGAAACCUAAAGACACCAGGAGGCAUUCUACGGACCAACAGCUUUCAGGAGGCAUCCCCUGAUGGGUGCGUUACAGAGGUCAUGUUUGAGUACAUAUGUCGCAUCAACCACUCAUGUGUACCCAAUGAACAAAUGUAUCGAAGAGGCGACUGGGACCCGGCGGUGACUUUGUGCUGUUUGCACUGCGCGACAUUCGCGAGGGAGAGCAGCUCUUCAUCGACUACGGCGUCCCAGAGGGUGAUCUGCAAACCAGAAGGGGUUGGUUGA